AUGGGAUAUGAGUGCAUCGCAGAUGACGAGCCUUGGAGCCGAUGGGACGAGGAAAUGUCUCUGACCAGUCGGUUAGAUGAGGAAUUGCUUCUGAGGUUGGAGCAUGGACGGUGCGCGCUGCGGAAAUGUCGCAGUGCUGGAAUUAUCGAGCACCGCAGUGCACGUUUGGAAGACAGAUGUCGACUGCUUUCCAAGAAAGAAAUGUCCGGACGACCACUGGCAGAAGUUCCGUACAAGGCAGCAGACCUACGCCCCGAUACCUUUGAGAAGACCACCGAUGCCUACAUGUACGAUGUGAUCUUCACGUAUUUCAGUCAAGACAAGGACUUCCGAAGUCGCUGGAACGUGGUGGGCUUUAUGGCGGGGGUGCCGGACAAGACUCAGAAGCAGGCUUGCCGGCAGUGUGGUCGGGCCUACGAAAGUCUGAAAGAAGAUGUUUGCCAACACUGCAAGCAGAAAAGAGAGAUGGGCCGUGCGCCCAUUCGAGUGGUGAUGGACAUGCCAUCCAUGACUGAGACGCUACCGCGGUCCUAUCCGCCUGUGGUGCCGGGCAAAAACAAGCCUAAGAUGAUUCCAGGGCUGCCCAUCGGAUACAGUGUGCCAUUGGAAGCCUACACCGUAGAGGAUGGUCGAAUCCUGCUUGAGCGGCAAAAACAGUUCAACAACGACCAGAUCGAUCCACGCUUCAAAUGGUUGCAGGACAUCAUGGAUGAAUACGAUGCCAAGGUUGCUGGAGACCGCCAAAAAGACGAACCCAAGGUGAGCAACGCCACCAACUUCCUGUGGUCCCAACUCACGGGAAUGCUGUCCUCCGCGUCCCUGCGAGAAUCCGCUGACGGACGCUGACAAGAUCGAAAUUGCUCAGAAUUCGCUGGUGAACACCUACGGAAUCGAUAAGUUGGCCAACAAACCUUUCUGUCGCCCCCCAGCUGCCCCGCCUGCGACGCCAGCGGUGAAAAGCGAAAGUGGCGCCACGCCUGAUGCAGGAGAUGACCUGGAUCAACAACUGGCAGAUUUGCUCAAGAGG
Molecule: messenger RNA, 1027 nt
Organism: Cladocopium goreaui
Lineage: Eukaryota; Dinophyceae; Suessiales; Symbiodiniaceae
Source: the annotation of a GenBank genome assembly